This is a messenger RNA of Lotus japonicus, 2062 nucleotides long. RefSeq names its product hydroxycinnamoyl-CoA:piscidic acid hydroxycinnamoyltransferase-like. Gene Ontology annotation, molecular function: acyltransferase activity, transferring groups other than amino-acyl groups. The transcript has a single exon. NCBI's taxonomy places the organism in Eukaryota, Viridiplantae, Streptophyta, Magnoliopsida, Fabales, Fabaceae. The record is from RefSeq and is a predicted model, not a curated record. Bases 522 to 1889 code for a protein of 455 amino acids.
GGUUUAUCAAUUAUUGUGCAGCACUAGUUUUCAACCAAAGCUCUCCUUUCCAUUAUGCCUUGUUGAUUCCAAGUGCUGUGUAUUAUUAGUGUUUGCUGCACAUGGUAGUUAAUUUUUCUUGAACCCACUCGUGGGAGGAUAGGUAGGUUUUGCCUCCCCUAGCUACUGUUAUUGACGUGCUGUUUGGUGGGCCUUUACAUUGACGUGCUGUUUGGUGGGCCUUUAUCAGGCUGUGUUUUGCUCUGGGCUUUGCCCCUUUUAUCAAUGAAAGUUCCAUUAUUGACAAAAAAAAAAUGAGAAAACCCUAAAAAAUUGUCUGUGCACCGUUUCCCCUCUCUCUUUAUCUCUCAACAUUUCUUCAUCACAACCGCCACUCACAGCUCUCCUCUACUAUUUUCUCUCUUCCUUCCUCCCACACCCCUCUCCCCUCUACUAUUUUCUCCAACGUUGCCAAGCCAGGAGCCCGGGCAAGUGCCUAGGGUCUCCGGACGGUGGCUCCGCCCCUGACUAGAAGCUCAAAAAUGGUAACCAUUACGGCUUCACACACUGUCCUUCCGAACCAAUCAACUCCACAUUGUCAUUUAUGGCUUUCCGAUGUGGACCAAAUGAUGUGUCACCACUACACACACUAUCUCUACAUCUACAAGGCAAAACACGACCAGAAUUUCAUAGAGAAGAUGAAGAACUCUCUUAGCAAGAUUCUAGUUCACUACUAUCCUGUAGCUGGCCGUUUGCGCUUCACGGAAAAUGAUCGAGCCGAAAUCAAUUGUAAUGCCAAGGGGGUCAUCUUGCAAGAAGCUGAAACAACAAAAACAAUGGCUGAUUUUGGAGACUUUUCACCCCCUCACUCCACCUCACAACUUAUUCCAACAAUUGAUUUCACUCAGCCUAAUGAGGAGCUUCCCCUAGUAUUGGUGCAAGUCACACGAUUCAAUGGUGGUGAUGACGGCCUAGCUAUUGGGGUUGCUUGGGUCCACUCUUUGUCUGAUGGGCUUGGUGCCACUCGCUUCAUCGGCUCAUGGGCGAAGAUAGUUCGAGGGGACACGCUAGAGCCCCAUGAACUUCCCUUUCUAGAUCGAACAGUAUUCAAAUUCUCACACCCCCCUUUGGCACCACGUUUUGAGCACAACGAGUUGAAGCCUCUGCCACUUAUUCUAGGAAGCUCCGAUUGUAGUGUUGAAAGAAAUAAGAAGGUAAUUUCAGAAACUUUUAGACUCACGCCAGAGCAAGUGGCGAAGCUGAAGAAGGAGGCCAAUGGUAAUGUCCUAGAAGGGUCAAGACCUUACAGCAGAUUUGAAAUUAUUGCCGCACAUAUAUGGAGAUGUGCUUCUAAGGCCCGUGAGCUAGAUCAGAAUCAACCAACUGAGGUUAGGUUUCAUGCUGAAAAUAGAAACAGAAUGGUUCCACCUCUACCUGGUAAUUAUUUUGGGAAUGCUGUGACACUGACCGGAGCAGCCAGUUUUGUUGGGGAACUCACAGCAGAGCCUUUGAGUCAUGCUGCACAGAAGAUAAGGGAAGCAAUUGAGGUGGUGAGUGAUGAGUACAUAAGGUCGCAGAUUGAUGUUCUAAGGAGUCAGAAGCAUUUGGAUGAUGCAAGGGCUUUAUAUUUUGGUGUUAGAGGUAAGAAUCCCCCAUUUGCUGGGAAUCCUAAUCUUCGUUUCGCAAGUUGGAUGAGCAUGCCAGCAUAUGAAGCAGAUUUUGGUUGUGGAAAACCUGUGUACUUUGGCCUAGCAAAUGAGUCCCCUCAUGACAGGGCAGUGAUUCUUCUAAGCCCCGAUGGGGAUGGCUCUGUUACUGUGAUAAUGUUAUUCCAGAUACCACACAUGCAACUUUUUAAGAAAUUCUUCUAUGCGGAUAUGUCCACUUCUAGCGAAGUUACUAUCGGUUAGGCUUUGAAAAUUUCACACUCAACAUCACCACAACUACUUUGAGCUUCUUCAGUGUAUGUUUUACGUGUGUUCUAUAAUUUCCUGUCUUCAAUAAAUUUACUUUACCAUGUGGAAAAACCGUAUGUUUUACGUGUGUUCUGUGUUGAAUAAAUUUACUCAUGAGAUUGAAAUUA